Messenger RNA from Apaloderma vittatum (bar-tailed trogon), 710 nucleotides. RefSeq names its product methionyl-tRNA synthetase 2, mitochondrial (gene MARS2). Lineage: Eukaryota; Metazoa; Chordata; Aves; Trogoniformes; Trogonidae. Gene Ontology annotation, molecular function: methionine-tRNA ligase activity; ATP binding. The annotation marks the transcript as partial. The record is from RefSeq and is a predicted model, not a curated record. The transcript has 2 exons. Gene Ontology annotation, biological process: methionyl-tRNA aminoacylation.
GCACUGACGAGCAUGGGCUGAAGAUCCAGCAGGCUGCGGCCGCAGCAGGGACAUCUCCACCGGAGCUCUGUGAGCGCAUCUCGGGCCUCUUCCACCACGCCUUGACCCAGGCUGAAGUCUCCUUCACCGACUUCACCCGCACCAGCCAGCCCAGCCACCGGCGAGCUGUGUGUCACUUCUGGGGCGCCCUGCAGGACAGCGGGAUGCUCUACAAAGGGUCUUACGAGGGCUGGUACUGCACACCCGAGGAGAGCUUCCUGAGCGAGAGCCAGCUGGCUGAGCGCAAGGACGCCCAGGGCCGCCCCUGCAAGGUGUCUCUGGAGACCGGCCACCAGUAUUUCGAAGGCUUCCAGAUCUACAAGUCUUUAGAGUGCAUCGCCCUGUGCGUGAGGCAGACCAACGGCUUCUUCCAGAGGCACAAGCCUUGGAAACUCGACCGAAAAGAGCCCGUGGAGCAGCUCUGGCUUGACACCAUCAUCCACGUCACGCUGGAGUGCCUGCGUGUGUACGGGACCCUCCUGCAGCCCGUGAUCCCACGGGCAGCAGACAAGAUGCUUUCCAGGCUGGCUGUGAGACCAGAAGAGAGAGAGCUCUCGAGUUUGACAUUUCUGCCCCGCUACGACGGGAAGCCGUGUCCCUUUGAGGGGAGGCAGCUGGGACCCGAUACCGGGGUCCUGUUUCACAGACUAGAGAUGCCAGGACGGCGUCAG